Psammomys obesus (fat sand rat) is the source of this 3590-nucleotide messenger RNA. It is a transcript of the gene Arhgef3, whose product is annotated as Rho guanine nucleotide exchange factor 3. The transcript has 10 exons. Bases 127 to 1701 code for a protein of 524 amino acids. Gene Ontology annotation, biological process: positive regulation of Rho protein signal transduction; intracellular signal transduction. Gene Ontology annotation, molecular function: guanyl-nucleotide exchange factor activity. The record is from RefSeq and is a predicted model, not a curated record. Lineage: Eukaryota; Metazoa; Chordata; Mammalia; Rodentia; Muridae.
GAAGCCGCUGGAGGAGUCCGCGUCGCCGCCGCCGGCACCGUGGAGCUCGGGUCCUCUUUCACACGGGAUUUUUGCUGUCGCCUGGGGUCAGCGGUGACAUCUCAAAGGGCAGGCCCGGCAGCCGCCAUGGUGGCCAAGGAUUACCCCUUCUACCUCACUGUCAAGAGGGCCAACUGCAGCCUGGAGGCGCCCCUGGGCAGCCGGGCGGCCAAGGACGAGGAGCCUAGUAAUAAAAGGGUCAAACCCCUUUCCAGAGUCACCUCACUAGCAAACCUCAUCCCACCUGUGAAGACCACGCCGUUAAAGCGCUUCAGCCAAACCUUGCAGCGGUCCAUCAGCUUCCGCAGCGAGAGCCGCCCUGACAUCCUCGCCCCCAGAGCCUGGUCCAGAAAUGCCACCUCCUCAAGCACAAAGCGGAGGGACAGCAAACUGUGGAGUGAGACCUUUGAUGUGUGUGUCAAUCAGGUGCUUACAGCCAAGGAGAUCAAGCGACAGGAGGCGAUCUUCGAGCUGUCUCAAGGGGAAGAAGACUUGAUAGAGGACUUGAAAUUAGCAAAGAAGGCCUACCAUGACCCCAUGCUGAAACUCUCGAUAAUGACAGAGCAAGAACUGAAUCAAAUAUUUGGAACCCUGGACUCUCUCAUUCCUCUACAUGAAGCGCUCCUUAGUCAGCUUCGAGAUGUUCGGAAGCCGGAUGGCUCGACUGAGCAUGUUGGUCCCAUCCUCGUGGGCUGGCUGCCUUGUCUCAGCUCCUAUGACAGCUACUGCAGCAAUCAAGUCGCUGCCAAAGCCCUGCUGGACCACAAAAAGCAAGACCACAGGGUGCAGGAUUUCCUUCAGCGCUGCUUAGAAUCCCCCUUCAGCCGCAAACUCGAUCUCUGGAAUUUCCUUGAUAUUCCCAGGAGCCGUCUAGUGAAAUAUCCUCUGCUCCUUCGAGAAAUCUUGAGGCACACGCCAAAUGAUAAUCCAGAUCAGCAGCACUUGGAAGAAGCUAUAAACAUCAUUCAGGGAAUUGUGGCAGAAAUCAACACCAAGACUGGGGAAUCGGAAUGUCGUUAUUACAAAGAGCGGCUGCUUUACUUGGAAGAAGGCCAGAAAGAUUCCCUGAUUGACAGCUCGAGGGUCCUGUGUUGUCAUGGAGAACUGAAAAAUAACCGGGGUGUGAAACUACAUGUUUUCCUAUUCCAAGAAGUGCUUGUGAUCACUCGAGCUGUCACUCACAACGAGCAACUCUGCUACCAGUUGUACCGGCAGCCCAUUCCCGUGAAGGACCUCAUGCUGGAAGAUCUGCAGGACGGAGAAGUUCGUCUGGGCGGCUCCCUGCGCGGGGCCUUCAGCAACAAUGAGAGAAUUAGAAACUUCUUCAGAGUCAGUUUCAAAACUGGAUCCCAAAGUCAGAGCCACUCGCUACAAGCCAAUGACUCCUUCAACAAACAGCAGUGGCUCAACUGUAUCCGCCAAGCCAAGGAAACAGUUCUGUCUGCUGCUGGGCAGGCUGGGUUGCUUGACUCUGAGGGACUGUUCCUGAGUCCUGGCACUGAGAACAGGGAGCCGCAGGGAGAAACAAAACUUGAGCAGAUGGACCAAUCGGACGGUGAGUCGGACUGCAGUAUGGACACCAGUGAAGUCAGCGUUGACUGGGAGCGGAUGGAGCAGACAGACUCCUCCUGUGUAAAUGGCAGGCCAGAGGAAAGCGUCUGACCGAAGGCUCCGGCCAUGCUAGCAGCAGGCCUCCGUCUCAUCUGUACAGUAUUCGCAUUCCACACACGAACGAACAGUCUGGGGAGGCCCUGUGUAAUCCUUCUGUGCGCAUGUUGGCCUACUCUCUUAUGUCUCUUCCCUGCCCCUAGCACUGCAACUGCCAGCCAGUCUGCGUCAGCUGGGAUCUGCGGCAGCCCUUACCCCAUUGCUGUUCUCACAAGUGUCCGGAUGAGGGGAGAGGGAUCAAACACAUUACUCUGAGUUGCCCUACUUUCAAACCAGAAAUGAUCUCUAAACUACUGUUCUGCGCAUACUGCAUUGACAAGUCCUUUGUCCCAUGCUUCUCCAGCUUUCCCCUAGCUCUUUCACAUAGUAGCUGAAGUCCUGGAACUGAGAGAGCUUUGCAGAGAAUUGAGAUGGCAUUCAGAGGGGAGCCAGGAAAGUCUAACCCUUGAAGUGAAGUCAGGUUCCGGUUCCGUGUUAUUCAACCAGAAAACAUGGAAAUAUCCCUGGGGGUUUCCAAGGUUUAAUUUUUGCAAAGGAGGAAGCCUUGUUUGAAGUCUGUGGCUUCAUCCAGUACAAGGUGAAUGUAAGAAGACGUGAAACAGAAGGUGGCUUUAGAGAGGGCCAACAGAGGCCUGGUGGCACAGGCCUACAAUUCCAGCACUUGGCUACAUACUGAGUUUCUAAGUCAAACUGAGUUCCAUAGUAAAAACAAAACAAAAAAUGUACCUGUCAGUUCUGAAUAUUCAAUGGAAGUGGGGGUGGCUGUGGGAGGUGCUUGUCAUGGCCAGUGUCUUGCCAUAAAAGAGCUAUUUCUAAGGACCAGGGAGUGUCUGCCAGGAUUAUGAGACCCCAUCUGCAUCAUGUUUCGUCUUUCUCAGCCACUUUCACUUUAGAGUGGCAAUGAGGGGACACAGAGACUGACUUGCAUCAGUGACUCUGUUUACAAACACGAGGGAAGGAGUUGGGAGUGAGAAAUGUGUCAUGGUCACCGAAGCCUCCUGUGGGAACCACACAAGUUGAAGUUGCUGCAUGGGGUCUUGGGAUUUCCUGAUCUGCUUCUGGACCCUGAGUUUGUGUCCCUGGUUCCUGGGUUAUAAUCAGAAUGAGCAUUAAUUCCUCUUAAGGCCAAUUCCAUUAGCUCUGAUUGACGAGGAUCAGGUAGCCAAACUGGAAAGUUCUGUGUUCCAGCCUUGAUUUACAGAGCAAGGACUUGUAAAAAGACCUUGGGGGAUUGGGUUGGGGGUUGGGUGGAGUUCACAAAAUACACAGAACAGCUCCCUGCAAGUGUAAAUACUUAGGGGGCUUGUACAGAAUUAUACCCACUCCAGCACUAGUAGUAAUGAUUCUAAAUUAUUGCCAAAAAGGUUUUGUUGUUGUUGUUGAUUUCUGCAUCUAUCAAGUUUACAGAAAAGAAAGCAGCAAAAUGCAAAGUCAUCCCUUUAUUGUGUGCAUGUACCACGCGCACUGAAAGAGGCUGUGUGGCAGGGGCUGCCAAUAGAAAAACAAGCUGUAUUACAUUAUUAUUUUCCAAAACAGAUCAGUUCUACCCUGUAAAGCAUAUUUCUGUAUUUAUAGAUUUGAACCAUGGUGAAUUUUUUUUCUAUUGCAAGUUUAUUUAAAACCACUUUGUUUCUCAAGUUGCUGAUUUAGCGCAUGAGCCUGCUGCAGACAGUGGAAAGCUGAGGCAGGACACUGGACGGUGGAGAAAAGCCUCAACUGUUUUCUCUAGAGCUGCUGGCCACUCUGGCCAAUGGGUUGAGAAAAGGUCUCUGUCAGGGUCAGCCUGUUGGAAGAGAGUGGAUGAGUGUUUUGGUGAAAUGAGACUUUUGUAUAAUGGCCUUAAACUUUUCUGGAAGCAUUUCAAAUAAAUUGCAUUAAAAAUA